AUGGCUUUAUGGUUUACAUCGCCACAAUUAGGUAAUCGACGUGAUAUACAAAUAACUAAUUUUCAAACGAAUCAAAAAUAUACUGAAUAUACAAUUGACAUAUGUCUUGAUGAUAUACGUUGGCAAGUAAAAAAACGUUAUAGUGAAUUUGCUGAUUUUCAUGAAGAAUUAAUAAAACAUAUUCCAACAAUUGAUGUUAAAAGUUUACCACCAAAAAAAUUAUUAAAUAAUAAUUCACCAGAUUUUAUUCAUCGAAGACGUUUAGCAUUAGAUAAUUAUUUAAAAUAUUUAUUUCAAUUUUUUACUAUAAAUUCAUUACAAUUACCUGAAUGUUUUGUUAAUUUUUUGGAUUUUCAUCUUUAUGAAGUUCAUGGUAUUGUAAGAAAAUUAGCAGAAGAAUUAUUUUUAAAUGGUGAUAAAAUAUUAUCUGCUCCUGGAAAGAAACCUUUUUCUAUAAGUCCACUUCAAAUGCAUGCUAUUACUCGACGUAUCAAAUUAGCUGAACCACCUUGUGAUAGUAAUGAUCCUGCGAAAGAUCUAAGUCAUAUUCUCGAUUUCCUAUGUCACGUCAAGUAUGUACAAAUUAUUGGUAGUCCUGAUAAUUUUGGUACAAGUACAAUAAAAACGCAAUUUCUUUCAUUUGAUGUUUCAUUUUUUAAAUCUGUUGAAGAACUUAUACUUGACUGUGUUCAAACCAGUCAAAUAACUGGUAUCGAUAAUCUUAAAAAAACUGUUCGGCAUUUAUCAAUUCAUCGUAGUCUAACAUCAAUUCGAGAAAUUGCAUUAAGUUCACUUACUGAAAUUCCACCAUCAUCAAAUGAAUGGUUAAUUAGUACAUGGAAAUUUGUAACUCAUCUUGAUUUAAGUAAAAAUUCUCUUCAUUCUCUUGAUGAAUCAUUGAAAUUAUUUUGUAAAACUGAAUCGUUAGAUUUAAGUUAUAAUCUAUUAGAAACUAGUAUAGAUCAUUUACAGCAUUUGCAUUUUCUUCAAAAUUUAAAUUUAUCAAAUAAUCGUUUACAUGAUGUCUCAGAUUUUAAUGCUCGAGUUGGUAAUAUACGUUCAUUAGAUUUAUCAUUUAAUGAAUUAAUAACAACUGAUGGUUUAUCACGUUUGUAUUCAUUAAUAACAUUAAAUUUAACUUCAAAUAAAUUAGAUUCAAUUAAAAAUAUUGAAUCACUUGGAAGUUUACCAUGUUUAGAAAAUCUUUGGUUAAAAAAUAAUCCAUUAACACGUAUUGUUGAUUAUCGUAUACGUGUAUUUGCUGUUUUUUAUAAUCGAGCAAAAGAUGUUUGGUUAGAUGGACAAAUGCCUGAUCAACGUGAAAUCGAUCGAGCAGCUGUUAUUAGUGCAAUGAGCCGAGCUAAACAAAAUGAAGCUGCACAAGCAACAAUGCUUGUUCGAAAAGCUUUAUCACCAACAAAACCUAUUUCACUUCUUUCAUCAUCACUUUUACGUCAAACAUCAACGAAUACUAUUAAUAAUAUUGCUUCAUCUUGUCCAAGUAAUUUAUCAAUUAUUGAAAAACAACCUGAUGUUGUACUUGACACAACAGGGAGUAAUAAUACAUUACCAACAGAAAUGACGAAUACAAAUUAA
Adineta steineri is the source of this 1596-nucleotide messenger RNA. Lineage: Eukaryota; Metazoa; Rotifera; Eurotatoria; Adinetida; Adinetidae. The record is from the annotation of a GenBank genome assembly.